Coccidioides immitis RS is the source of this 5104-nucleotide messenger RNA. Its product is annotated as mediator for RNA polymerase II transcription subunit 13. Gene Ontology annotation, biological process: regulation of transcription by RNA polymerase II. Gene Ontology annotation, cellular component: mediator complex. Gene Ontology annotation, molecular function: transcription coregulator activity. NCBI's taxonomy places the organism in Eukaryota, Fungi, Ascomycota, Eurotiomycetes, Onygenales, Onygenaceae. The coding region runs from base 346 to 4833 and encodes 1495 amino acids. The transcript is spliced from 5 exons. The record is from RefSeq and is a predicted model, not a curated record.
CGUCCAUGGAUUGCCGAGUCGAUGUUGCCCCAUAACACUGCCGUUGCUGGGUUUCUCUAUUUAUUCACGGGGAUAAAAAGCGCCACCGUGCUAGUUAUACAGCUGUGAUCAUAAUAGGCAGACCUUUCCUGCCUUGGCAAUCUGACAUCACAGACUGUUCUCCCGACCAUGCGGAGACUCUAUGAAGACGUUGGAAGCCAAGCGUAUUUCGAUUCUUUAAGAUAGGCACAGAGGUGCUUUGUUUGGCGUUGGAAAUGAAUCUCCGCCAUUUCCUAUUUUAUAUGCCUUUAUGCGACCCAAUUUCCAUGGCGGCCAGUCGUGGUGAUAAGGACAACUUGAUGCAUAAUGGAGUUCCCAGCGGGGGCGGUCACUAAUUUUCGGAUGACCGAAAUAUACUCCACCAUACACUGGAAAAUAUAUUACAUUGAAUCCCAUCAGCUACCUUCCCCUGGCGCUGGUGUGUUAGAGGAUCCAAGUUCGGCUCUUGCAAUCGAACUUGAAUCUGCAAUCCUUUUAAUACGGGACCAAGGAUGCCUUGUUGAUGCUAUUCCGGGUGGAAAUGGCUUAUGGGUAUUUUCACAUAAUGGUGAAUUUGAUCAACUCCAACCAUUUUCUGUGUUGGAAAGUGACUGCUCCUUGACUAGCCUUCAAAUCGGGGCGAUUACAUUUAAGCAAUUCCAUGCAGAGUUUACACCACUCGGAUAUCUCAUUAAGCGCCUUAUGGCGGAGCCCCAAGGGACUAUUUUCUCUCCAUUGUCUCAACAAAAGUUUGCAAAUACAAAUGAGGAUUGUCCGAUUAACCGAGAAAUUGUGACGUCGUCGGCGUUUUAUAAAGCAUUCACCUCUGCCAUUGCGGGUUCGCUUUCCCUCCGUGCGACACAAUUACAUGGAGCAAUACCCCUUGGGAAAAGAGCUCUAUUUACCACCUCAGCCCCUGACGAAAAGCUUGGUCAAGGUAUUAAUGCCGACCCAACCUUGGGGCCUAGAUCGCUUCUCUCGACCCUUAACAUUGAAUUUAGUUUCAAAUCUCUCAUUAUAUCCUGGCGUACCAUCCCACAGUGGGGAUUGCAGCAACUAUCUACGACCGCGGGUGCUGAUAGUAUAAGUGAUGUGUCCUUACAUGAAGACAUAUGGCUUGCACCAACAGGGUCCCUCUGUCGGUAUAUCGGAGCAGACCCAGGACAUUCAAGCGGUCCCCAGUGGGAUCCGUCAGUUGGUGACUAUGGCGAGUUCGAAUUCCCUGGGGGAGGAAACCUUCUUUAUCUAAGAGAGUGGAAACGAGCUGUCUGCGUAAGACUCCGAAUGUUUGGGCUUGGUUCGGUUGACCCAGACACGGAAACAUGGAUCGAGGUGGAAGCACUUAAUCCGUUCGAAUCUCGGUUGGGUGGAACAGCAGGGGAGAAUCGAAAGUCAAUCGCGUAUAAAAGAUUUCUCUGGCCUGCUCGGUUAUGCUUCAAACGCUCCAGUGAACAAUGUCUCGCGCUUGAUAAGAGAGCUGAAUAUCUUGAUGCCGCAACUUUGGACCCAUUGAGCCUGGCUGAAAAGUGGGUUACAGAAAUGACUACCAGGACAUCGCCAGAAGAUCAGAUGGCUGUAGAGACACACGUUGCGGAAGGAAUGCAACCUGAGGCUACGGGAACUACGGAGAAAACCAGCAGCUCAGAAAUAUUUGCCAGUUUGGCUCGAAAGAUUGAUUUUUCGGAUUUGUCUGCAGGAGCUGUUUAUCCAACUCCACCUGGUGCUGUUACGGGAACCGGCCUGGUUGCUGCUGGUUCCUCCGAUGUACUGACUCUUCCUGGCGUGUCCAGCUUAAGCCAUGCUCACCCACAAAAUACAUCUCGGCGUUCUGAUGUGAACAUAUCAGGUGCGGGUUGUCAGUCAACGUCAAAUUCGUUACCGCCGGUUGAUAUAACGACCACUGCAUUGGAAAUUGGAUCAGGCAUGUAUGAUACAACUGCAGAUGACGAUUUGUUCGAUGAGCUUGAUGGUGACUUUGCUCCAAAGCAAAUCACAGAGGCUGAUUUCAACUUUUUUGACGAGCCAGAUUUUGCAGCAUUCCCAGGCAGUAUUGAUGUAUCAAUGGGCAGAGUUAAUACCAGCCUUCAAAAUAGUCAUGGGGCCCACGACGGGGACGCUCUCGACAUUGCCGGCACAUCUCACGAUGCGGUUGAGCGUCCCGCGGGCUCAGCAGAGCCAGAAGAAAGGAAAGAUUCUAUGAGGAACCGCGAGCACCGUGUGGUUUUGGUUCCUCCCGCUGUUUCUAGCCCGAAGGAAAACGUUCAGGCGGACCUACCUAUUGAAUCUGGAAACAUUAUCUCCCCCACACCCGUAACCCCCCAUCAACCUCUCAGCCCUUCGAUUAUCAGGAAGAUUUUGUUCUCAGGCAACUCUGGUAUUCCUACCACAACGUCAUUUGACAAACACCCAACAAACCGGAAGGCCAGGAGCGGCUACGAACCCUUGUCUUUCGGAGAGGACCUCAGUCUUUCGGAUGGGAAAUACGAAUUGGAUGGGAGGUUUUGGUUUCUCCCCAACGCCGAGAGCGAUCAGAUGGAAAUGCAUCCGUCAGAUAUACCCAGAGUUGGUAUCCCUGAGUGGCGCAAUGAAGAACGGCGUGCGCUUCCCAUGGAAGAUUCGUCUAGAGACCGAUUGAAGAGUGGCAUGCAAUCUAGUUCAGACUCUUCUGCUGAGUCUAGCGAGGACGAUAGUGAGCCUGAGACUACCCCGCUAGAUUAUUCUAACCGUGGUCUCCGCGUACUUUCGGCCUCAAGAGAUAAUAGCCAGCGCUUCAAGGACCUAGACUUUACGCCGUCUCCAUUGGAGCCAUUGACGGUUAAUACUGAAUUCUCGAAUACAGGAAUGAACGCGAAUACGCUGUCAUUUCUACGGACACUUCUUUUCAGGGCCAUCGAUUGGACUUUAGAUGGUUAUUUUACGUCAACAAGCGGGCGUUUCCCAGUACUCCUCCGAAGAGAUGAUUUGAUCCAGGUUGCACAGAUCGUUGUGGACCAAGUUACCCAGUCUAGCUUGAGUCAUGUUUUGGAGAGACGCACUUCGAUUGGGCUUGACCAACAGAACGCUCUACCCCUCAGUUCUACAAGUAAGGAUAGCUGGUAUGGCAAGUUUAGUAACUUUGACAUCAAGCGUUAUACGGCCAUCGACGUUGAUACUUCAAUUCAAGGUCUGCGGAAAGAUUUCCGAUAUCUGACCGUCGGUUCGAUGUCAAAAUUAGAUCCUCCUCAUAUAAGGAUUCAUCGUGGGAAAGGCGAGCUUGAAGUUCUCCCUCCCGCCAUAUUCUUCUGGGAGCCGUUCGGGUUCGAGCCUACACAAGGCCAAAAGGACAUCCUUGCCUAUUGUAUCUAUCCAGAAAGCGCAGAGGAAGGUGCAGACGCGUUUCUUGGUAGGAUGGGCUUGCUAUAUUCAAGUGCCAACCUUGGACAACAUUCUCGCCCACAAGACUCGAAGGGCUUAAUUCCAUGGGGUUUAGAGUGCACAAGUAUUCGUGAUUAUACAGCGAUUAUGAAUAGAUUGCAAACUACAUGCGAGCAUCUUGGUGAUGUUAUUUCCUGUUUACCUCCAGGUAGCGAGAACAUACUCGUAUAUAUUGCCAAUCCAUUUCCGUAUGAAGCCGCAGUCGUCGAUAUUUGUACGGCGUUUCUUUUUCUAUUUCGAAAAUACGUGUCCAAUUUUGAAAAGCAUACUAUUCGGCUUAACGAGGUCGCUUUACAAAUAAUCCCCUUAGAUUUUAUCGCGUCUUUAACUUCGCUUGUGGUACCCUCCCAACAAGAUUAUCUACAUUUAGCGUUCGAAGUUUACUCUCGUUGUCCUCCUAAAAACCGCUCCUCUGAUCUUCUUGGCUGUGCACCACCGUUCACUUUGGCUAAACCGGCUCCCAAGAUUGUUCCGUUCAAGCUUACACCGGAUUCCGGGUCUCCCUUGGCCGAAAAGCAUUCUAUCCAUGUUGCAUAUUCUCAGAGCAUCGAUCAGCGUUGGGUCACGGCUGCCUGGACGGAUAAUUUAGGAAGAGAUCAGUUGACAAUGACCUACUGCUUACGUGAAAGAGGCUCCACCAUCUCUAGACCAGCCUCUGAAAUCAGAGCAGACAUAUGGAGCGUCACACGGCAUAUCAUUGGCAAAUCCCAUGCUUACUGGCGGGUUAUGGUGGUCAAGGAUGAACCCCUGGAGUUGGACGAAGCAGAAGCUUGGGUGUCUAUGGCACAACAUCAUAACCAAACCAAGCCCACUAAAAUCGAGUUAACGCUGCUCAGUGUCAAUCCGAAGCCUUGCCUCUUUUUCAAACUCCCUCCUCCACCCCUCCAACCGAGUACAUUAACUGGACCCACCACGUCGACCCCAGUCUCGACUCCAAAUCCUAGCAUGCCUUCUCCCGACCCAUCCGCUGCCGCACCUACUCCUCCCCCAUCGUCGGCUGAACAAGCACAAACACCUAUCGCACAAUCUCUCGACCCUGCCGACUCUGAAACUAUUCUUAUUGACAAAACAGAGGAAACUUGGUCCAUUACUUUGUCCCACCGCGUCAAUAUCUCACCUUCUCUAGCUAACUAUCACCCAGCACUCGCCAGCGGAUACCUUCUUCGUCGCCGCGAUGGAACUAGCGACACGGAGGGACUGGCCUCAUUGUGCGUGAACUUAAUUUUCACACACUCCCGCAUUCCAAGCGAAAUGGUGCUGAAGGAUACAUUGCGCGUAUACCGUGACCUCGUAACUCUGGCAAGGACAAAAGGAAUUUUCCACGCACAAGGUGACGAUGUCCUCCCCUGGCACAUAUCUACCGCAGUGAAGGGAAGGGAGUUUUUAGGAGUUGUUCUAUAAACAUUUCGAAUCUAGUCUUUGUCUUUUAUUCCUAUGUAGUGUUUCUACAUUCGAUUGUUUCCCUUUUGCUAUAUACCCAUUUUAGGGCAGUUCGGUUUUUCUUCGCUGCGCACUUGUUGUUUGGACUCUGGUCUUGUGAAGUUAUGAGGGGACGGAGCUAAGGGUUUGAAUUGGAUUUGUAAUAUCCUGCCUUCGAGGCUUGGAGACGUAUGUAUAUACAUUGCAUGGAAAUACUCCUUCCAGUUGUGAUUGAUAUCCUUAACAUAUUUUG